Molecule: messenger RNA, 2847 nt
Organism: Bolinopsis microptera
Lineage: Eukaryota; Metazoa; Ctenophora; Tentaculata; Lobata; Bolinopsidae
Product: long-chain-fatty-acid--CoA ligase 5-like
Exons: 9
Coding region: 207-2210 (667 amino acids)
Biological process (GO): long-chain fatty acid metabolic process
Cellular component (GO): endoplasmic reticulum; membrane
Molecular function (GO): long-chain fatty acid-CoA ligase activity
Source: RefSeq, a predicted model, not a curated record
ACACGCCUCCCCCCAAGCAGCAGCAGCUCUUCUUCCUUCACCCUCCCCUCUGUGAUGUUAUUAUUUGUGUGCUAUUGAGAGAGAACCGCAACUUUACACGCUACACUCUCACGUUACUCAGCAUUAAAACUCAGUAGUAGUCCCUUGUUGUUGGUUACCUUUUCACUCUAAUUUCUCUGGUGCACGUGUUGUUAUACUGUUGGGUAAUGUACUGCGGGUGUUUUGUUGGAGACUGGCCUGUUGCAGAGAGUGAGUUCUGUGGCUUGAAACCCCCUCACUACCCGAAAAUGGCAGCACUGUCGCUAGAAGCUCCGGGCACGACCGAGGGGGCCCGGAUUAGUAUCCACUCCGAAGGCAAGGGUUUGUACGGAGUGACUAAUCCGGAACGGACCUUACCGGAUUUGUUUGAGGAGGGGAGGAAGGUGACUGGGGAUGGGAACUUCCUCGGAACGACCCAAGGAGAGGGAUAUACGUUUGUUUCGUAUAACGAAGCAGAUACGAUACGGAAACAGAUAGGAUCUGCUCUGAUAUUCCGAGGACUUGAGAAAAAUAGUAUGGUAGGAAUCAGCUCACAAAACACAGCGGAGUGGUCCUUACUCUCGCUGGGGUGUGAUGUUCAGGCCAUGACGAUGGUGCCGUUAUACGACACCCUCGGAGAGGAAGGUGUGAAAUACAUCCUCAACCAAUGCGGUCUAACUGUUCUCUUCGCUCAUCCCAAAACUCUGAAAAGUUAUCUUUCGUACCUGCCUGAAACCCAGACAGUAAAGCUCCUUGUAAAGCUGCCCUCUCCUGAUAUCAAAGAGUGUACCCCCGAGGAGCUGAAAGCAGCCGAGGAGCAUGGUGUUGAUCUGGUGACUUGGGAUCAGUUUGUUCAGACUGGGAAGGAUAACCCUGUUGAGCCUAACUUCCCUACUCCUGACGAUGUUUGUACUCUCUGCUACACAAGUGGUACUACGGGUUUCCCGAAAGGAGCGAUGCUGACCCACCGUAACCUAGUGGCCGCAACAGUGAGCGUGAUGACACAGCUUGGUGACUGUGUGAUGAAGAAGGAUGAUGUCCAUGUCUCCUACCUGCCAGCAUCUCACAUCUUCGAGCGUCUGGUUCAAACUUCCAUGAUUCUGGUGGGAGCAAGCAUCGGUUUUUGGGAGGGUGAUGUCAAGAAACUAGCAAUAAACAUGCAGGCUCUGAAACCCUCUUUUUUCCCUGCGGUACCCAGAAUCCUAAACAGGUUGUAUGACAAGGUCAUGACUGAGGUGGGAGCUUCUAAACUAAAGUCCGCUCUCUUCAACUUUGCGCUCAACAGUAAGAUGAAGGGUGUCGAGGCUGGAUAUGUUACAAAGAGCUCCAUGUGGGACUAUGUUAUCUUCAAGAAGAUCCAGAAUAUGUUAGGAGGCAACAUAAGGGUGAUCGCUGUUGGUGCUGCCCCAAUCAAACCUCAAAUUCUCCAAUUCUUCAGAGCAGCUUUAGGCGCAUCCGUGUUUGAGGGCUACGGACAGACGGAAUGCUGCGGGGCUUGUACUGUGACCCACUACUCUGACCACUCUGUUGGUCACGUGGGAGGUGUUCUGGACACGUGCCAGAUUAAGUUGAUGAGCGUGGAGGAGAUGGGAUACCUGGCGUCCGAGAACAAGGGGGAGGUCUGUAUCAAGGGCAUCAACGUCUUCAAGGGAUACUAUAAAAACGAGGAGAAGACAAAAGAAACAGUGGAUGAGGACGGGUGGUUACAUACCGGGGAUAUCGGAGAGUGGACUGAGGAUUGGGCCCUCCGGAUCAUCGACAGGAAGAAGAACAUAUUCAAACUCAGCCAGGGAGAAUACAUUGCUCCGGAGAAGAUCGAGCUGUUGUACGACAGAUCACCGCUUGUAGGUCAGUGCAUGAUCUACGGGCACUCCCUGAAGAGCAACUUGGUUGCUAUAGUUGUACCGGAUGAGCUAGCCACAGCUUCCUGGGCUGAUAGUAAAGGUAUUAAGGGGAGUUACGAGGAGCUGUGCAAGACAGACGACUUGAAGGACGAGAUCGUGAAACAGGUAAACGAAAAAGGACGUGCCGGUGGAUUAAAAAGUUUCGAGUUUGCCAAGAAAAUACAUCUUUCACACGAACCCUUCACUGUUGAGAACGAUCUGACUACCCCUACAUUCAAACUGAAACGACACAAUAUCGUUAAAUAUUAUAAGGAGGAAAUAGACACAAUAUAUGAGGGAUUGGAUUAAAUCACUACGGAAAUAAAGAUCAAAUACUGAACGAAAUAUUUUGAAAAUUGAAAACUUGUGCAGAUAUUUUACUUCGAUGACAUAUUUUACAUAAUGACACAAUAUUAACGAAGCAUAUUAAAUUUUGUAGAUAUUAUAAUUUCUCUUCAGAUAGGAUCGCAGAAUUAUAUUUUUAUACUGCUAACUGUUUUAAUUUAGUAUGAUUGUGCACGAUUUACCCUAAAUUAUUAGCUUUGGGACUUUAUGUGCGUAUUUUGUUACAAAUUGGGUAAAUUUAUGUGGGGUAGUUGUGAAAUUAUAAAUUCUACAAUCUAUCUGAUGUUAUAAAUAUGGAAUGUGACUUUAAAGCCCUUAUUUUAUACCACUACCAGUCAGGUUGUAAUUAAUUUCUUUGUGUAUAGUAUUAUAUAUCGCAUGUUUGGUAAAGUAAAAGAGAAGUUUUUCUAAAAUUUCUCUAAAUUCAAUACACGAGUACCGAUACAUAUUUAUAUCAGGUUCUAUUUUUCAUUAUCAAUUAUUAAAUCUGACAUUAAAGUGAUAUGUCGCAGUAUAUUGUUAACACUAAAUGUGAACUAAAAAGUGAUCAUAUUCAAUUCAUGUACCGUUCUUCGGUUUCAUUAAAGUUUAAAAAAGAAAA